Messenger RNA from Rattus rattus (black rat), 1181 nucleotides. RefSeq names its product L-lactate dehydrogenase A chain-like. Gene Ontology annotation, molecular function: L-lactate dehydrogenase (NAD+) activity. Gene Ontology annotation, cellular component: cytoplasm. The transcript is spliced from 3 exons. Lineage: Eukaryota; Metazoa; Chordata; Mammalia; Rodentia; Muridae. The record is from RefSeq and is a predicted model, not a curated record. Gene Ontology annotation, biological process: carboxylic acid metabolic process.
AUGGCAUCCUUGGAGACCCAGCAGACUGGCUUGGCUUCAGAUGAGCGAUUAUUUUCACUCUCGCUCUUCAUUGCACACCGGGUCCACAGAGGACAGAAGUUUCUAGGUUUUGUAACUUGCUUAACUUGUUUAAAAAAUGAGGCUCCAACCCUCAAGGAGCAGCUGAUUGUUAAUCUUCUUAAGGAAGAAUGGGUCCCCCAGAACAAGAUUACAGUUGUUGGGGUUGGUGCUGUUGGCAUGGCUUGCGCCAUCAGUAUCUUAAUGAAGGACUUGGCCGAUUAGCUUGCCCUUAUUGAUGUCAUGGAAGACAAGCUAAAGGGAGAGAUGAUAGAUCUCCAGCAUGGCAGCCUUUUCCUUAAGACACCAAAAAUGGUCUCCAGCAAUGACUAUAGUGUGACUGCAAACUCCAAGCUGGUCAUUAUCACAACGGGGGCCUGUCAGCGGGACGGAGAGAGCCGGCUCAGUUUCGUCCAGCGAAACGUGAACAUCUUCAAGUUCAUCAUUCCGAACAUUGUAAAGUACAGUGCACAAUGCGAGGUGCUCAUCGUCUCAAAUCCAGUGGAUAUCUUGACCUACGUGGCUUGGAAAAUCAGCGGCUUCCCCAAAAGCAGAGUUAUUGGAAGUGGUUGCAAUCUGGAUUCAGCUCGGUUUCGGUUUCGUUUUCGUUACCUGGUGGCUGAAAGGCUGGGAGUUCACCCGCUGAGCUGUCACGGGUGGGUCCUAGGAGAGCAUGGUGACUCCAGUGUGCCUGUGUGGAGUGGUGCGAACGUUGCCGGCGUCUCCCCGAAGUCUCUGAACCCAAAACUUGGUGCGGAUGCAGACAAGGAGCGGUGGAAGGAUAUUCACAAGCAGUUGGUUGUCAGUGUAUAUGAGGUGAUCGAGCUGAAAGGUUAUGCAUCCUGGGCCAUUGGCCUCUCUGCGGCAGACUUGGCCCAGAGCACAAUGAAGAACCUUAGGCGGGUGCAUCCCAUUUCCACCAUGAUGAAGGGUCUCUGUGGAACCAGUGAUGACGUCUUCCUCAGCGUCCCGUGUAUCCUGGGACAAAAUGGAAUCUCAGAUGUUGUGAAGGUGACACUGACUCCUGAGGAGGAGGCCCACCUGAAGAAGAGUGCAGAUACCCUCUGGGCAAUCCAGAAGGAGCUGCAGUUCUAAAGUCUUCCCAGUGUCCUGGCACUUCACUG